Lucilia cuprina (Australian sheep blowfly) is the source of this 1742-nucleotide messenger RNA. RefSeq names its product mevalonate kinase. The transcript has a single exon. Gene Ontology annotation, biological process: cholesterol biosynthetic process; isoprenoid biosynthetic process. Bases 390 to 1571 code for a protein of 393 amino acids. Gene Ontology annotation, cellular component: cytoplasm. Gene Ontology annotation, molecular function: ATP binding; mevalonate kinase activity. NCBI's taxonomy places the organism in Eukaryota, Metazoa, Arthropoda, Insecta, Diptera, Calliphoridae. The record is from RefSeq and is a predicted model, not a curated record.
CUUAAAAUCAAACAAACGAAACAAAAAACUCAACACAGAAAGUGAAAGUAUUUGGAAUACAAAAAAGCAAGCAAAAAAAUUAAACCAACAUAAACAAAAAAACACACUUCCACAGUAUUAAGACAAGCUUUGAACUGUAAUAAACGUUAAAAACGGAAAUCUUAAAAAAGCGGAUAAAUACAAACAAAGAAACAGAAAAACAAAUUUAAAGAAUAUUUUUCCGAACGCAAUUUUAAACUAUAACGAAUAACAAAAAAAAAGUAAUUUUUCAGUUUGAACCCAUUGUGAACUUUUAAACAAAUUCUGCAACCACAAAUAGAAACAACUUCAUUGAAUUUUAUCUGCGAUUUAUUUAAAUUUUUCGUUUAUUUUUAACACGACAUUACAUAAUGUUGAAAUUCCAAGUGAAAUCACCAGGAAAGAUCAUUUUACACGGUGAACAUGCAGUGGUUUAUCACAAACCUGCCUUGGCUGCUGUAGUUGGUUUGGGCACUACAUUAAAGUUUACUGCAGCUGAGAAUGGCAAACGAGUUGUUACCGUACAAUUGGAGGCUUUAAAUACAAGUUUCGAAAUACAAGUUGACACGUUUAAUAAGUUUCUCAAACAAUGUCGUUCCAAAUUCCCGCAGGAAACCUUUGAAAGUGGUGCCCAGCUAUUGGAAGAGGUGCGCACUGAACUCAAUCGCCAACAUGAGGAAUUAUUGGAACAGGGUACUCCUAAAAAGCAACAAACUCAAAAGGCUUUUCUCUCUAUUUAUUAUCUAUUGGCGGGUGCGGUUUUAUCUUCGCCCAAAAAGGAAUUGGAAUUAACACAAGCCUUUACCAUAAACAUAGACACUGAACUAAAUUUGGGCGCCGGUUUAGGUAGCUCAGCAUCUUAUGGUGCAGCUUUGGCGGCUGCUUUUCUACUCUAUGCUCAUCAUUUCGAUUUGAAUACGUAUAAUGAACCUGAAAAUCAAGCUUUAAUUUCCACUUGGGCUUUUGAAUCGGAACGUGUUAUGCAUGGUACACCCUCGGGCAUUGACAACACCGUCUGCACUUAUGGCGGCAUGUUACGUUUCGUUAAGGGCCAAGGUUUUCAAACACUCAAAAUACAAAGACCUCUUAAUAUUUUAUUGGUAGAUAGUAAAGUUAAAAGAUCCACUGCCGAUAUAGUAGCCAAGGUACGCCAUUUGGGAGAACAAUUUCCCGAUGUUAUCAAUUCCAUUUGGAAUGCCUGUGAAGCUUUGGUUAACGAUGCCAUACCCCUGUACGAAGAAUUUGGCAAUGGCCAAGAUGACAGCGAAAAAUUCGAGAAACUAGAACGUUUAUUCCAAAUCAAUAACGAUCUAUUAAAGGCCAUUGGUGUCACACAUCCCAAAUUGGAACAAAUAUUUUCGAUUGCCUUUAAGCGUGGAUUUUUCAGUAAAUUAACCGGUGCUGGUGCCGGUGGUUAUGUGAUUGUUUUACUGCCCGAAAACUAUGCCAGCAAUGAAGUGUAUUGGAAAUUGAAAGAAGAAUUGGAGUCAGCUGGUUUUGGUGUCUUUGCUACCACGGCUGGUGGUGAAGGUUUGCGUAUGGAACAAUUGUAGUUAAAUUGUGAUGAUGUUAAAUGUAUAAUUUUACAUUAAAUAAGAACAAAUUCUUUAGAUAUUCUUUUGAUUAAUAUUGUAUAUUUUUUUUUUUAAUUAAUAACUAUUAUAUUUUGUGGACAUUCUCUCUAUAUAUAAAUUUAUAAUAAAGUAUUUUUUAUUUGUUAAAAA